Hypanus sabinus (Atlantic stingray) is the source of this 3082-nucleotide messenger RNA. It is a transcript of the gene dpagt1, whose product is annotated as dolichyl-phosphate (UDP-N-acetylglucosamine) N-acetylglucosaminephosphotransferase 1 (GlcNAc-1-P transferase). The record is from RefSeq and is a predicted model, not a curated record. Gene Ontology annotation, cellular component: membrane. The transcript is spliced from 10 exons. Gene Ontology annotation, molecular function: UDP-N-acetylglucosamine-dolichyl-phosphate N-acetylglucosaminephosphotransferase activity. Bases 142 to 1362 code for a protein of 406 amino acids. Gene Ontology annotation, biological process: protein N-linked glycosylation; dolichol-linked oligosaccharide biosynthetic process. NCBI's taxonomy places the organism in Eukaryota, Metazoa, Chordata, Chondrichthyes, Myliobatiformes, Dasyatidae.
CCCCCAUCCGCACGCAUACGUGAAAGGUUGCUGAGGCCUUGAACCGUCUCAGCGCUUCGGGAGUUCUCUGGUCGGAUUUGGGAUGAGGCAGGAAGUCUUGGUUUCCUCCGCUGUCAGACGUGCUGAGCCUGGGCUUCGCAGAUGUCGGGUGUCCCUGCCAUCCCGCUACUGAUCAAUCUGGGCUGUUCGGUGCUUGGCCUCCUGGGCACUGCCGCCCUCAUCCCCGCCUUCAGGCAGCACUUCAUUGUGGCCCGGCUCUACGGCAUCGACCUCAACAAGACCUCAAAAGAGAAAGUCCCAGAAGCUCAAGGGGUAAUCAGCGGCGUGGUCUUCCUCAUCAUUCUUUUCUGUUUCAUUCCUGUUCCUUUUCUGCACUGCUGGGCGAAGGAGCAGUGCAUCACCUUUCCUCAUGAUGUGUUUGUGCAGUUAAUUGGGGCCCUCCUUGCCAUCUGUUGUAUGAUAUUCUUGGGGUUUGCUGACGAUGUCCUCAACCUGCAGUGGAGACACAAAUUGUUGUUGCCGACCAUGGCCUCCCUGCCCCUACUCAUGGUGUACUUCACCAACUUCGGCAACACCACAAUUGUGGUGCCAAAACCCUUGCGCAUGUUUCUGGGUCUCCAUUUAGACUUGGGAAUUCUGUAUUAUGCCUAUAUGGGGAUGCUGGCAGUGUUUUGCACAAAUGCCAUCAACAUUCUGGCUGGUAUCAAUGGAAUUGAGGCUGGACAGUCUCUAGUGAUUGCCAUGUCAAUCAUCAUUUUUAAUUUAAUAGAAUUAAAUGGUGACUACAAGGAUGACCACAUAUUCUCCCUGUACUUCAUGAUACCCUUUUUCUUCACCACUUUAGGACUGUUAUACCAUAAUUGGUACCCAUCCAGUGCAUUUGUGGGCGAUACAUUCUGUUACUUUGCAGGAAUGACUUUUGCAGUGGUUGGGAUCCUUGGCCACUUCAGCAAGACCAUGAUGUUGUUUUUCAUCCCUCAAACGCUCAACUUCCUGUACUCAGUGCCUCAGCUUUUCCAUGUCAUUCCGUGUCCGCGGCAUCGGAUGCCCAGACUAGAUACCAGCACUGGAAAGCUAGGCAUGAGUUACUCAAAAUUCAAAACUAAGGAUUUGCCCAAACUUGGAUUCACAAUUUUAAAGGUAGCCAACAAGCUGGGCCUGGUGGAGAUGAACCACGAAGUUGGAGAGAACAACGAAUAUACAGAAUGCAACAACCUGACUCUGAUUAACUUUGUAUUAAAGCUGAUAGGACCUACACACGAAAGAACCCUAACCAUUAUACUUCUGUUUAUCCAGGUCUCAGGAAGUGUGUUUGCUUUUCUGAUUCGUUACCACCUGGUCCGCUGGUUUUACGACGUCUGAUUCUCAUUCUCAAAUGUUUGAAGCAUGGUUAUUCCUCUGGGGAGUUAUUACUCCAAGCUGCCUAUCAGAGCUUGCUGGAUACAGGGGUAUCUGUUGAUUGCUUGGUUGGAUGUAUUGAGUUGGAGUUUUGUUUUAUUGUUAGUGCACUUCAUUGAUGAAUAAUGUUGCUGAAAAUUAGUCUUGGAAAAGUAUUGAUUAAUUGUUGUGGGCGUUGAAAGAAUCAAUGAUGGAGAAUGUUCUUAUAAUUUAAGUGAACUGAUUUAAAAUAAUGUGACAGUAUCUCCAAAUUGUGUGGAGACAAUUUCAAAAUACAUUUUCUUGAAUGAUGCACUUCAUUAUGUUGCACACAUCUUUACCAUUUGUUCCUUUAGAAUGCGGUGCAAUAUCAAAGAAUUUGUUACUGUAAAGCAAAACCUUUCAGUCCUUUGUUUUAAUUUCAAGGUGAUUUGCUCAUUUCAAGAGAUUCUAAGCUCUAAUUACCAUUGACUAUGAAGUCAUGUAAGCUUUUGUGUUAUUCCUGUUCUCCUUUAGCAUUCUUACAUCGUCCAUAAAAAAAAUCCUGUCCAAAUGUUGAUGAUAAAGAUUUUGGGAAGUUUUCAGAGAAGAUAUCUGUGUGUCUGAAUGAACAGACAAACAGAUGGACAAUACUAACAGAAAGUGCAUCGACAUUCCUGAGCAACUCAGGAGGAUGCAUGCUCAGUAACAUAUAACCAUGGUACUAGUGUGUCUUUCCCCCACGGGCACUGAUUUCAGAAAGGAAAUUUGCAGUGUGCGGUUUGGUGUGUGAAACUUGUAAACUUGGUCAAUGUUAUAGAGUGCCAGUGAUGCUUACUAAAUCCCCUCAGGAUGGAUUGGAUAACUGAAGGCAAAGCAAAUCAGUCUCUGUAAUGUUUGAACAUAGUGUUUUUUUUUAAAAAAGGAAGUUACUAUGCUACCAUCCUCUUGCUGUCAAUAAGCUGUAUGUUAUGACCCUGAUUUCAGCAUCAGUACUCCAAAGAAAUAGCUGCCAGUUUAAAAUAAAAGUAAAGCUCUGCAGAUUUAAAAUAACAAAAUUCAUGAAAACAUUCAGCAAGUUCUAUGCCUUCCGAGUAGAGACAAACCAUGGAAUAGUCAUUCAUUUUAUCUCUCCACAGCUGUUGCAUAACUUGCUGAAAUUUACAGUAUUUUCUGUUACCAUCCUAGAAAAUAGAUUGCUGUAAAUGAAACCUAGAAGGAUGGGUAAGAGCUGGGUGAACUACGACAACAGUGGGUAAAGUCCUAAACCAUUCAAUAACUUGAAAAAUUAACUGAAUGAAAACGCACAUCAAAUUUCUUGUCAAUUUUCAUCACAUUUCACUUCCCUAAUUUACAUACUAAAACUUGACACAGUUAUUUAAACUACUAUUGAUAAGAAACAGAAAUCCUAUCAUCCAGAUGUUUUAUGUGUUCAAGGCAAGGAUAAAAUGCUGUCAUUGGACACUGAAAUUGACCCAGUCAAAACUCCUUAAUGUUUAAAAUUUCCUAAAUGUCUGUUGUUUUCAUAUGACCUCAAUUGUGUUAACUGGAAAAAUAAGUGAACAAUGUAUGAGAGAAUAUUUCAAUUUUUAUACAUUGUAUGUAAAAUAAAUAAUGUAUAUGUGUGUGUAACUGGGAAUGAGAUGCUCUAAGUUGUUGAUAAUAUAAACUAUGGGUUUGAGAAUUGUGAUUUCAAGAACCAAAUAAAGAUGAGAAUUUAACUACG